Bipolaris oryzae ATCC 44560 is the source of this 1992-nucleotide messenger RNA. RefSeq lists its product as uncharacterized. The transcript is spliced from 2 exons. Gene Ontology annotation, biological process: positive regulation of transcription by RNA polymerase II; DNA-templated transcription. The coding region runs from base 1 to 1992 and encodes 663 amino acids. The record is from RefSeq and is a predicted model, not a curated record. Gene Ontology annotation, molecular function: zinc ion binding; DNA binding; DNA-binding transcription factor activity. NCBI's taxonomy places the organism in Eukaryota, Fungi, Ascomycota, Dothideomycetes, Pleosporales, Pleosporaceae.
AUGCCUGCACAAAGCCAGGCAAAGCGCCAGUCCGCACCUCUAUCCGAAGAGAAGCCUGCCAAACGCACUCGCUACAUUCGCACCCUGGAGUUGGCACUUGCAUGGCUCUUCCAGCACAAUCUCGACAACGAAUCUGCCCUCAAAGAGAAGCUAGCGCAGGAGGGUGCUUCGUCAUUACUCCUCAGCCGUGACUCAAAGGAGUCGAACAAGCUCCACAGGCGAUGGCGCAAAUCAAAGUUUUACAUCGACGUUGAUAAGCAGCUAUCUGGAGGAGAGCCUUCAAGACAUGAACAAGCUACCUCGCCCGGUUCUUUUAGCAGCGACGAGGAUUCGGAUAUCGAGGAGCCUUUGAAAAAAAAGACCAGCCGUAGCCAAGCAAGUAACAUUGAGUUCCAGCGCAGUGUUGGGCCUCCAGGUGUUCCACAGAUCGCAGCAUCAUCACAUAAACAGCCGGCCAGCACCUGUGCUCCAGAAACAAUCCCGCAGGAUAGCUGGCAACUGUUCGAAGUAUACUUUACCAAUGUACACUCUUGGCUUCCCAUAUGCGAGAAGCAUGAUACCCUGAAAUCCGCCUAUUCUUACCCUCUGCAUAGCCAUUCCAGCAAUCCAGAGCAAUCCAUUUCCGGGGCGCACGCUGAAAUGUGGAGUAUCCUGGCAGUGGCAUCACUAUAUGACGCAAACCUGAACAACUCCCUUGAUCCAUCAUCGACAAGGCCUAUGAAGCUUUACGAGACCGCAAGAUCCAUGAUACCAAGCGAAUCUGGACGUUUCGAUGUUGGACAUAUCAGAGCUCUUCUGAAUCUGGUCGUGUUCAACAUCUCCCGAAUGUUGACGGGUUCAGCCUGGCUACUCGUUGGUUACGCAUCGAGAGCCCUGGAAAAUGUAGACCAAUCGACACUGAUGGCAAACUCUAGACACAAGCAUGUCUACUACGGGUGCUUCCUCCUCGACGGCAUGCUAGCAUUUCAGCUCAACCGCCGUCCUCACUUUAGAAAAGUCGAUCUGAGGCACCUUGGUCUUAUUGACGAAGACGGUUUGGAAGAGUGGCAGCCUUGGUCUGGGUUCAAUGAUCCUUCGCGCGCUAGUAGAAUGACCCCAUUGCUUUCUCUAAGUACGUUCAACAAUGUCAUUGAAUUGGUUGACAUACUCGUAAGCACUGGGCAGCAGUCAGCGCAAGACGCUUACCAAGAAGAGGUUGCUCAGCGUCUUGAGAGGUGGAAAACUUGUCUACCUCCAAAAGUGGAUUCUUUGUUUUCUGGCAGCUCCUUUUCAUUGCUCGCCCCGCCGACUGCUCUGCUACAAGCGACAUAUGACUGCGCUUGCUUUUUCUCCCAUCCUUCAGAUAUAAGUUUACAACUGUUUCUUAAGGGACUUGAUAAGUGUCAAUUGGAUAUUGGUGUCCAGCGACUACCCGUACCGAUCAAAUGUCUGGUCAUCACUAUCAGCAGACUUGCUAGUCAACUCAAUCUGCGUGAAACGACCCGCACUCAACUACAAAGGUUGCGAGAGGCCAUGUUACCAACAUCGCCUCAGUCGCAUCAUGAUGAUUCACAGACUCUCGAGAGCUUCAUCAUGCCGGCCAGACGAUCUUCAACAGCCAUAAAUUUGUCAACGCCAGAAUCACUCCAAACCGCGACUCCUGAUGGCCGCAACAUAGUCCAGUCAACAAUAGACCCCCUCAAUGACUUCUUCUCUGAGCCGUAUCCAACAAAUCCAUCCCAUGUAGCAGUGCCUAGUCCAUCACAAACCGACCCACGACACCCUGAGCUUACCAGCGAUCUCGAGACCUUUUUCGACGAAUUGGCGUCACUUGAUAGCACAACUCGGCCGGAUAACCAGCCGCAAUUCAUGCAAAACCUUGGUUUCGGGCCGGGAGCAAGCAUGGCAGAUCUGUUUAGCGAAUACAUACCUAUGCAGUCGUCGAACUUCCUAGUCCGCGACGACGUGGCGCCGACAAAUCUUGACCAGUAUGCCUUUUACGAUGGGAGCUGA